Leptinotarsa decemlineata (Colorado potato beetle) is the source of this 4585-nucleotide messenger RNA. RefSeq names its product dynein axonemal heavy chain 1. Gene Ontology annotation, biological process: microtubule-based movement. NCBI's taxonomy places the organism in Eukaryota, Metazoa, Arthropoda, Insecta, Coleoptera, Chrysomelidae. Gene Ontology annotation, cellular component: dynein complex. Gene Ontology annotation, molecular function: minus-end-directed microtubule motor activity; dynein intermediate chain binding; ATP binding. The record is from RefSeq and is a predicted model, not a curated record.
UCGAAAAGUUUCAAAAAAUCAUUGACUUUUUAUUCCACAGAGUUUUCCAGUCGAUACAUUCAAACCCAAAGUACAACUUCAGCACGAAGUGAUACCGAAAACACUUCCCAGAAAUGUUGCCAUUGAAAGACGAAGACGAGAGUAUCAGAGCCAAUAUUUGGAAGACGUUCUGAUGAAUGCAGGAAUCACUACAAGGGAUUUGCUUCCAACAGAAGUAUUGACUGAGCAUGUAAAAAACGAAAAAUCUGGACAAAUUAACUGGAUAAGUUUCUUACCACUGGAAUUGUUCGAUAACGAAGAUUUUGAUAUAAGGACAUCCGAGAACUGGUUGGACCAUGGCGUUAUUGAUAACGUUAGACACCCGCUCCCUGGAAAAGCUUUUGUUCCCACACCGGUCGACAUCAUCAAUUCAACGACAACAACUACAGAAGAAUAUUAUUCGUGGGUAAAUGUUGCCGUGGCUGAAUAUGAUCCAGAACCGAAAUUGUGGACGGUCCUAACUUUGGACGGUCUGCAAAGGACUUUUCGACUGCCAAGACUGUUCGUGAUGUUCGACGCAGAAGAUCCUGUUAACUUUGCAAACAGGAUAAGAGCAGCGUUGAAUUUGAGAUUCGAUACGGAGAACUUGAUAAGGUAUGAAUUUUUUGUGGAUUGUAUGUCACUCAAAGGAACGCCCUAUAUGGAAGAAAACAUGCGAAAAAAGAUUAUUGAUCUUGCCCUAGGGGCAAAGUUGGGAAAGAAGUUAUCCUAUACGGAAUAUUUUCAAAAUCUUCUCAAUCAAAUUGGGCUCAACCAUCAGAGAACUAUUGGAGAAUUGAAAUUUAGGAAUAUUUUUGAUAGACCGAAAGUUAACGAGAAUAUGAAGUUACCUGAGAGGGAAUGUCCAAAAAAGGACAAUGUGGGCAGAAUUGAUACUCAAAUGGAAAACUUUGCAGAAGUCAGGAAGUAUUUUCGUUGGUAUAACAUUUAUGUGAUACCAGAAACGUACCUCGCUAUGUCUUACGUCGUCGGAGAAUGCAUAAAAGCAUCGCAGAUGUCUCUUUUUACAGCAAAUUAUGGUACCAAAUACGUAACACUAGACGAAUUCGAUUCUCUUCAAACACAGACUUCAAAUGUUACCAUCAAACAACUGAAAGGGCCUUGGCUGGAGACCCUCGUGUACAACAUUCGAAUGUGUAUCGGUGAUCUGGGCAAAGGAUGGUUUGAUAUCAACGAAAGGAGUUUUGAAACUUAUGAAAUAUCGAAGCUGAUCAGAUUCAUGGAACUGGUCAAAUUUAGAAUGCAGCACACUCUUCGUUUGUUAGUUGAAAAUUCCAUUCAAAUUUUUAUAAACAUGGUGGAGUCGCCCUGCCUACCUUGCUUGCGCGUACAAGACGAUUUUGUUUGGGGACCAGAGUUAACAGUCAGUCCCUUUAUUUCGAGGGCGCCACCUCUCUUCAGUUUACAACUGAAAAUGAAUGAACACGGAGCUUUUUACUCAACCCCUCCAGAAUCUUUUCGGCAAGUCCUACUGCGUCUCUUUGACGACGGUCUGAAACAGACGCAUCAGAUAAAUCAAGUACAUCCGUUUCUCCUGAGCAACCUGAGAUUUCCUAAGAAUUUGACACUAUCCUCGGUGGGACUACUAGCCGAAGAAGUUUGCCGUAUUCGCGAAAGAUUUUUAUUGGCGUACGAGAAGGCUCUAAUACCUCUUCUAGCUUAUGCUGAUGAAUACAAAGUCCACGUACAACUUUAUACGAUGGAUGUCAAUAAUUUCAUUGAAACUUACAAGAAUGAACAGCAUACUGCAUCCGAAGUGAAAGAGGAAGUCUCAUUGCAUCACAGGCUUAAAAAUAGUUUGGAGGUAACUCUUCCGAACAUCAUUUUCAUUGGGCCAUUUUAUGUAUCUAUAGACCAUCUAAGGCUGUUUUUAAUAUCAAAAAGACAAGAAAUCUGCCAGAAACUGCUGCAUAUGUUUGAGACCCGCAUGAAAAUAUGUGUUGAAGAGGUUCUGCACGAGUUCAAGCAGAUUAUGAUAAAACUGGCCGAGAAACCGGACAACAUAGAACGCGUCUUCGAAAUGAGGGAUUGGAUGGAAACCGUUCCGAUGUCUGUGAGAACCUUGGAGGAAAUGACACGAAGAUAUGUUAUGGAAUAUGAGGUACUCGAUCAUUUUUGGUACAACCUUCACGAUGAAGAUUUUGAAAAUAAAUGGGAAGCUGUUGGAUGGCCUCUAAAAAUUCAACGGCAAGUCGAAGAAACGGACGCGUUCCUGAAAGAAGAAGAAGAACGUUUCUACAAAAUUCAAUUGAAUGAUGAAUUCGCUCUGCAAGACAAAGUCGAAACUUUGACAGCUCAAGUGGUGCAAAUGUCGCAGCUGAGAGAUUUUAACAAAACCCACGAUAUUGCUCUGGACAUGAGAAGAGUUUGGAAGAGUAUAAAGGAAGCGCAGGAACAAGGACAACUUCUUAAUCAAAGGCAGAAAUUAUUUGGAGUUCCUAUAGUUCCAUUCGAUAAUCUAACAAAACUCAUUAAAGAGUUUGAACCAUAUAAAAAUUUGUGGGGAACUGCUUCGGUCACACUCUUAUAUAUUCAUCCAAUACUGAACAUCGAUGCAGACGCUAUCGAAGGCACCGUCACCGACAUGUACAAAAUGAUGGUGAAAUCGAUUAAGAUUUUCAGCGACAUCGAAGCCGUACAGAACGUUGCCAUCGAGAUCAAAAACCAAAUAGACGAUUUCAAGCCGAUGAUACCUUUGCUGCAGGCCUUGAGGAAUCCCGGAAUGAAACAGAGACAUUGGGAUACGUUCGAAUCACAAACAGGGAUAUCAUUACAAUGGACUCCUGUCAUCACUUUUCACGACUGUCUCAAACUGGGAGUAGAGAGUUUUUCUGACGAAAUGACCAAAAUAGCCGAAACAGCAACUAAAGAAUUUUCUAUAGAACAAACAUUAGACAAGAUGAUAUCAGAAUGGGAAAAUAAUCUUAUGGAGCUUUCGCCUUAUAAAAAUACUGGAACAUAUAUCAUGAAGAUUUCCGACGAGAAUCAGCAAAUGUUGGAUGACCACAUAGUUCUCACUCAGCAAUUGUCUUUCAGUCCCUUCAAGGGCCCAUUCGAAGAUAAAUUAGACGCAUGGGAGGAAAAAUUGAAGACUACCGCUUAUGUUAUUGAAGAAUGGAUGGACGUUCAAAAACAAUGGAUGUACUUGGAACCAAUAUUCACUAGUGAAGAUAUAACAAUGCAGUUACCUGUCGAAAGUAAAAAAUACAAUUCAAUGGAACGGACAUGGAGGCGGAUAAUGAGAAAUGCUACCGAGUGCCCCAAUAUUAUCGAAUACUGCGGAGAUCGCAAACUGCUGGAAAGUUUAAGGGAUGCUAAUCACAUUCUACAAGUCGUUCAAAAAGGCCUGUCUGAGUAUUUGGAAGUAAAGCGGAUGGUAUUUCCUCGUCUCUACUUUCUCAGUGACGACGAGCUCUUGGAAAUCCUCUCCCAGGCUAGAAAUCCACUUGCUGUUCAGCCGCAUCUGAGGAAAUGUUUCGAAAAUAUAGCCCGGACUGUUCAUUUCAGAUACUACUGGAUCGAAGAACAUAUGAAAGUGCGAGCUGUCAACGCCGAAUUCCAAUAUGGCUACGAGUACUUGGGCAACAGCGGCCGACUAGUCAUCACCCCCCUGACAGAUCGCUGUUAUCUGACUUUGACCGGCGCCCUGCACCUCAAAUUUGGGGGGGCGCCCGCCGGUCCGGCCGGUACAGGCAAAACUGAGACAACCAAAGAUCUGGCUAAAGCCAUGGCCAUCCAAUGCGUCGUGUUCAAUUGUUCAGAUCAGCUCGACUUCAUGGCCAUGGGCAAGUUUUUCAAGGGACUUGCGAGUUCGGGUGCCUGGGCUUGCUUCGAUGAGUUCAACAGGAUCGAUAUUGAGGUUUUGUCGGUGGUUGCCCAGCAGAUUACGACCAUACAAAAAGCUCAGCAAGCUCGCUUGGACCACUUUUUCUUCGAGGGUUCGGAAAUCGUCCUGAAACAAUCCUGCGCCGUCUUCAUCACGAUGAACCCUGGAUACGCAGGCAGGACCGAACUACCGGACAAUCUGAAAGCCCUAUUCAGACCAGUCUCCAUGAUGGUGCCCGACUACACGCUCAUUGCAGAAAUAUCUUUGUUUUCAUUUGGAUUCAGUAACGCUAAGCAGCUAGCCAAUAAGAUAACGACUACUUUCAAGCUGAGUUCUGAACAACUCAGCAGCCAGGAUCACUACGAUUUCGGGAUGAGGGCGGUGAAGACUGUCAUAGCUGUGGCUGGAAACCUAAAGAGGGAAAAACCGCUAAUGGAUGAGAGGCAGAUUGUUUUGAGGGCUUUGAGGGAUGUUAAUGUGCCAAAGUUUCUUAAGGAUGACCUCAAGCUGUUCAAUGGAAUAGUAUCAGAUCUGUUUCCAAGGAUGGUGGAAGAACCUAUAGAUUAUGGAGUUCUGAAGGAAUCAAUAAGAAGUUCGUGUAUCGCUCUUGGACAAGAGGAUGUUGAAGAGUUCGUGAAAAAAGUUAUCCAAUUAUACGAAACAACAGUUGUGAGACACGGCUUGAUGUUGGUCGGCCCAACGGGUUCGGGAAAAACAAAG